Messenger RNA from Austrofundulus limnaeus, 1085 nucleotides. Its product is annotated as mannan-binding lectin serine protease 1. The record is from RefSeq and is a predicted model, not a curated record. The transcript is spliced from 6 exons. Bases 30 to 935 code for a protein of 301 amino acids. Gene Ontology annotation, molecular function: serine-type endopeptidase activity; calcium ion binding. NCBI's taxonomy places the organism in Eukaryota, Metazoa, Chordata, Actinopteri, Cyprinodontiformes, Rivulidae.
AAGCAGAGUCUGACAACGGCGAAGAAAGCAUGUCCAGUGUCUUUUGUGUGUCUGUCCUAUUUUCCCUCCUUGGUGUGUCACUAAGUGUGGAGAUGCAAGGGUUAUACGGGAGCUUCACCUCUCCUAAAUUUCCUCAGCCAUACCCUGACAACCAGUACAUAGUGAGGAACAUAACCGCCCCACAUGGGCACCGGAUCAAACUCUACUUCACCCACUUCAGCAUGGAGUCCUCCGAUCAGUGUGAAUAUGACUACCUCCAGGUUUUGGCGGAAGGAAACGAAACCUUGCGGUUCUGUGGUGAGGAAGUAAAGAACUCUGAAAGCACCCCCAGGAACACCAUCAUCAUAUCAGCUGGGAACUUUAUGUCAGUGGUCUUUAGGAGCGACUACUCUAACGAAGGCCGAUUCACCGGCUUCCAAGCUUUUUACGCCUCCGAAGAUAUCAACGAGUGCCUGUCAAAAGUGGAUGGUGAGAGAAUAUGUGAUCAUUUUUGCCACAACUACAUUGGGGGCUAUUACUGCACAUGCAAGCAAGGAUACCUUCUCCAUGACAACAAAAGGUCCUGCACGGUGCCAUGCCAAAAUCAGGUGUUAACGUCAGCAUCUGGAGUUCUGACCAGUCCUGGCUACCCAAACCCUUACCCACCCAUGAGCCAAUGUGACCACAUCAUCCGUCUGCCAGAGGGUUCUAGAAUUAUCCUGGACUUCCAAGAACCCUUUGACAUAGAGGGACACCCAGAUGUCCCCUGUCCAUACGAUAUGUUGAAGAUUUCAACUGCCGGACAAGAAUACGGACCCUUCUGUGGCUCCACACCGCCAGGCCGAAUUGACACGGGAAGUUACCAAGUGGAAGUUGCAUUCAGAUCUGACUUAAGUGGGAAACACAAGGGAUGGAAGAUCAAGUACACAAAUACUAAAGCUGAGUCUUCAUUUUAACUUAAGACUGGGUUUAAUCUUUUGUUUAGGUGUGAUAAUUUUUUGUUAUGAGAUGUACAGUAGUUUAAAUUCAUUAUUUCAAGAGCUUUUUUUUUUUUUCUUUUUUGAUCCUUGGUACGAAUAAAAAGAUCAGAAAACAGCCUAAUUGUU